This is a messenger RNA of Acanthopagrus latus (yellowfin seabream), 2907 nucleotides long. Its product is annotated as interleukin-1 receptor accessory protein-like 1. The transcript has 14 exons. Gene Ontology annotation, molecular function: interleukin-1 receptor activity. Lineage: Eukaryota; Metazoa; Chordata; Actinopteri; Spariformes; Sparidae. Gene Ontology annotation, biological process: signal transduction; negative regulation of exocytosis. The record is from RefSeq and is a predicted model, not a curated record. Bases 594 to 2741 code for a protein of 715 amino acids.
CAUCGAUGGACGAAUAUUUACUAAUACCUCUACUGAGUGUUUCAUAACACAAAAUGCAGGCUACCUUGUGUGACCAUUUUUUUUUCAUUUCACUCUUUAUCUUAUUUCUCUCACACCCAUUUACUUAUUAAACAUGCUUAUUUAAAAUAUGCAGGCGUAUAAAUUAUUAAGCUUGCUAACUGGAUUAAGCUAGUGAGGAGGGGCGUCGCACGUGCAGGCCAGCUCCAGCGGUCGUUAAUUAAUACAGUUGGCUUUCAGGUGUGUUUUCUGUAAUGUGUCAAAACAGAUGUGUACGUCUGGACGUUUUUUCCCCCCCUUUUUACCAUAAAAUUAGAUAUGAAGUAUGAAGGAAAAUGCAGAUAAUUCAGCAGAGUUGGAUUCAAAACCGACUGAAAAGACGGCUGCUUCCUCAGCAAAAGAUAUCAAGGACGCUGCAGCUCUCCAGUGUACAGCAAGUGAGACUUUCCACAUCUGACACCAGUUGAGUUGAAGGAAAUGAUAAUCACAGGCAAAGAAGCCAAACAGUCUUGCUGUGCUCUUUCAGCAUUUGACCUGAGACCACUACUAUACAUGCAUUUGGACUGGUAAAAAAAAUGAAAGCUCCGAUUCCUCUUCUGAUCCUGCUUCACGCUGUUGUGGUCCAUUGCCUGAAGGUGGUGUCGAAGAGAGGCUCAGUGGAGGGCUGCACGGAUUGGUCAGUGGACUACCUGAAAUACAAGGUGCUUCUGGGGGAACCUGUACGGAUUAAGUGUGCUUUAUUCUAUGGAUAUAUACGGGCCAACUACACCCAUGCGCAGAGCGCAGGACUUAGCCUUAUGUGGUACAAAAGUGCAGGACACGGGGACUUCGAAGAACCCAUCAGUUUUGACGGCACAAGGAUGAGCAAGGAGGAGGAUGCCAUAUGGUUUCGACCAGCAGAAUUGGACGAUAUGGGUUACUAUUCCUGUGUAUUAAGGAACUCCACAUACUGCAUGAAGGUGUCCAUGUCUCUCACAGUGGCAGAGAAUGACACGGACCUCUGCUACAACUCCAAAAUGAGGUUCUUUGAGAAAGCAGAACUAAGCAAGAGCAAAGACAUCACCUGCACGGGCAUUGAGGAUUAUGUACAGCCGGGAGUGGAGCCUGAGAUUGUGUGGUACAAGGAAUGCAAGCCAAAGCAGUGGAGACAAACCAUAGAAAGGAGGAGGGACACUUUGGCUAUCAAGGAAGUACGGGAAGAUGACAUUGGGAAUUACACCUGUGAAUUACAGUUUGGAAACUUUGUGGUGCGGAGGACUACUGAGCUGUCUGUCACAGCUCCCCUGACAGACAAGCCGCCAAAAAUCCUGUUCCCUUCAGAGAGCCAGAUGAGCAUCAUAGAGAUGGCGAUAGGAAGUCCCGUCAACUUGACGUGCAGAGCCUUCUUUGGAUACAGCGGAGACGUCAGCCCGCUCAUCUACUGGAUGAAGGGGGAGAAGUUCAUUGAGGACCUGGACGAGGAGCGGGUCCAGGAGAGUGAGAUCAAGACAAUCCGGGAGCACCUGGGUGAGCAGGAAGUUUCCAUCUCCCUGACAAUAGAUUCCCUGGAGGAGAGCGACCUCGGCAACUACUCGUGCUACGUGGAGAAUGGCAACGGGCGGCGACAGGCCAACAUCCAGCUCACCAAGAAAGCAGAGCUGAUGUACACGGUGGAACUGGCUGGGGGUCUGGGAGCCAUCCUGCUGCUGCUGAUCUGUCUGGUCACACUGUACAAGUGUUACAGGAUCGAGCUCAUGCUCUUCUACAGGAACCACUUUGGCAGUGAGGAUAUAGACGGAGAUAACAAGGACUACGACGCUUACCUGUCCUAUACCAAAGUGGACCCGGACCAGUGGAGCCAGGAGACCCGGGAGGAGGAGCGCUUUGCCUUGGAGAUCCUCCCCGACGUGCUCGAGAAGCAUUAUGGGUAUAAACUCUUCAUACCAGACAGGGACUUGAUCCCCACAGGAAGUUUCACCAAUGAUCAUUUCCAGGAUGACACAAGACUACUUAGAGCCUACAUCGAGGACGUGGCGCGCUGUGUGGACCAGAGCAAGCGCCUCAUCAUUGUCAUGACGCCCAGCUAUGUCGUGCGGAGGGGGUGGAGCAUUUUUGAGCUGGAGACGCGGCUGCGCAACAUGCUGGUGACCGGCGAGAUCAAGGUCAUCCUGAUCGAGUGCGCCGAGCUGCGCGGCAUCAUGAACUACCAGGAGGUGGAGGCCCUCAAACACACCAUCAAGAUGCUGACGGUCAUCAAGUGGCGCGGGCCGUCCAGCAACAAGCUCAACUCCAAGUUCUGGAAGCAGCUCCUCUACGAGAUGCCCUUCAAGCGCAUGGAGCCCCUGAGCAUCUCCCACGAGCAGGUGCUGGACGUCAGCGAGCAGGGCCCCUUCAGUGAGCUCCAGACCGUCUCGGCCAUCUCCAUGGCGGCGGCCACCUCCACCGCCAUGGCAACGGCACACCCGGACUUGCGCUCCACCUUCCACAACUCUUGCCACACCCAGAUGAGGCAGAAACACUAUUACCGUAGUUACGACUACGACCUGCCGCCCGGCGGGACGCUCCCGCCCCUCUCCACGCUAGGCAACCAGCACACCUACUGCAACAUCCCCAUGACGCUCAUCAACGGACAGCGGCCGCAGUCCAAGUCGCCGCGUCAGCAGAGCCUUGAGGAGGCCCACGGCAACAACGCCAUGCUGCCACUGCUGCCCAGAGAGACCAGUAUAUCCAGCGUCAUCUGGUGACAGAGACGGUGCCGGGCGGGAUAGACUGUGGAGCUACACGAUGUCCGUCACAGGGAGGACUCACCACUGGCACUUGGACCCUGAAUGCACCAGAGCCAGAUGGACCCGAAUGGCACUAAAGCUACUUGCUGCUGUUUGAAUUUGCACCAGGAAAACACCAGGGGGA